Messenger RNA from Racocetra fulgida, 322 nucleotides. Lineage: Eukaryota; Fungi; Glomeromycota; Glomeromycetes; Diversisporales; Gigasporaceae. The record is from the annotation of a GenBank genome assembly.
AUGAACGAAGGUGACACACUCAUGUCAUUAUUAGAAACUUCAAAGAAUGAAACAUCAGAGGACAAAACAUUAUUAGAAACUUCAGAGGAUGAAAUGUCAUUAGAAACUUCAGAAGAUAAAAAUGUGCCAAGUUUGGCACAACUAACUAUGGCGUCAUCAUCAAAUAUCUUAAAAGACACUAUGUCGUGUGAAGUUACUCUAAAUACACCCCAACAAUUCCUGACGUCAUCAAGUUUUUUAGAAAAUACUACCCCAUAUAAAAUUACUCCAAAUACAUUCCAACGAUCUCCAACAUUAUCGGAUACUAAUAUUAUUACUUCAC